Molecule: messenger RNA, 1443 nt
Organism: Entrophospora candida
Lineage: Eukaryota; Fungi; Glomeromycota; Glomeromycetes; Entrophosporales; Entrophosporaceae
Source: the annotation of a GenBank genome assembly
AUGUCAGGCUUGCUAGGCAUUCCAUUAUUAGUCUUAACUGAUUCAUAUAAAGCAUCUCAUACAUUAAUGUAUCCUGAUGCCAAAAAGUGUGUUGCAUAUGGCGAAUUUAGAAAAGGCUACAAUGGUGAUAAAGAAGAUACACGUGUUGUUUUUUAUGGUAUCAGAUACAUGUAUGAAAUUGAAAAUUAUGUUGCUAUUAAAUGGACUUUAAAAGACGUUGAAUUGGCAGAAAAAUUUUUUGCUACACAUAAUGCCGGUUAUACAAGUUUUCCCUUUCCAAAGGAUUUAAUUCUCAAGUUUAUUAAAGAAAAUGAUGGUUACUUUCCAAUAAAAAUUGAAGCAUUACCAGACGGCACACCAUGUCAUGUUCACACUCCAGUUUAUCAAAUUACUGCUGAAAAAGAAUAUUCAUUAUUAGUUACCUUUUUGGAAACAUUAAUAACUAUGAUUUGGUAUCCUUCUACUGUUGCAACACUUUCUCGCCGUGCACGUGAUCAUAUUGAGAAAGCUUAUAAUGACACAGUGGAUAAUGAUGGCUACUGGUCAUUAGAAGGUCGAUUACAUGACUUUGGGUUUCGUGGCUGUACUUCUAUUGAACAAUCAAUUAUAGGUGGUUCAGCACAUCUAAUUAAUUUUAUAGGUACUGAUACCAUGAGUGCUGCAUAUUAUGUACAAUAUCAUUUGAAUAAUGGAAAUCCCGUAGCAACUUCAAUUCCUGCUACCGAGCAUUCUGUAAUGACUGCUCACAAAUCUGAAAAAGAUGCAAUGUUGAAAGUUAUUAAUACUUUCGGAGCUGGUGUAUUUGCAUGUGUAAUGGAUUCAUAUGAUUAUAAAAAUGCUUUAGACGAAGUUUUACCAUCAGUUGCCUCAGGAAAAAUUGGUAAAGGUGGAUACAUGGUUCUCAGACCCGAUAGUGGUGAUCAAAAAGGAUACAAAGUUAUAAAUGGUUGUGGAGUGAUUCAAGGUGAUGGUGUGACAAUUGAUAGUUUAGAAGCUAUAUUGAAAGCAACAGGAGAAGCCGGUUAUUCAGCUCAAAAUGUAGCUUUUGGAAUGGGAGGAGGCCUAUUACAAAAACUUAAUCGUGAUACAAUGAGCUUUGCUACAAAACUCUCACAUAUUACCUAUGCAGAUGGUACUCAAAGAGAUAUAAUGAAAACGCCAAAGACAGAUGUUGGAAAAUUUAGUUUGCCUGGUGAAUUUGUUGUGAAAAGGAAUGCAGAAGGGAUACCAAUUGCAUAUCCAAAAGAAUCCUUUCCUGAAAAUGAUCCGGACAAUUUACUUCGAGUGGUAUAUGAUCAUGGUAAAGUAUUUAAAUGGGACGAUUUUGACACCAUAAGAAAGCGUGUAGCUAAAGAAUGGCCUUUAUUACCACCAAAAUUUGAUAACAUUAGUCCAGCAUUAAAAUUAAAGGUUGAUAAUUUUAUUCGUGCUCAAUCUACUUAA